This is a messenger RNA of Capsicum annuum, 540 nucleotides long. RefSeq lists its product as uncharacterized. The record is from RefSeq and is a predicted model, not a curated record. The transcript has a single exon. NCBI's taxonomy places the organism in Eukaryota, Viridiplantae, Streptophyta, Magnoliopsida, Solanales, Solanaceae. The coding region runs from base 1 to 540 and encodes 179 amino acids.
AUGAAGAAGCGAACAGUGAGUUUUGAGCCUAUUGAUAAUAUGAACCAUUACAGUGCUAUUGUUUCUCGAUCUUUGGUUGAAAAGAAAGAGGAUCCCAGAGCAUUCACUAUUUCUUGGACUAAUAGGUCACUGGAUUUCUCACAAGAAUUGUGUGACUUAGGAGACAGUAUUAAUUUGAUGCCGCUAGUUAUGUACAAGCAGUUGGGGUUAGGGUUACCUAAGCCGACUUCAAUGAGAUUAUUGAUGGCUGAUCAGACUGUGAAGAAACUGGUUGGUAUUUUGUAUAAUGUUUUGGUGAAGGUAGCCUCCUUUAUAUUCCCAGCUGAUUUUGUGAUUGUCAAUUGUGAGGUGGAUUUUAAUAUUCCUAUUAUCUUAAAAAGUCCAUUCCUAUCCACGAGUAGGGUAUUAGUUGGAAUGGUGAUUGGACAUAUGAAAUUCAUGCCCAAUGAUGAACAUGAUACUUUCAAUGUGGGUUACUCGAUGUAUAAGCCAAAUGAUAUGCGUGUGAUGUCUAUGAUAGACACUAUUAAGGAUGAUUAA